Lagopus muta (rock ptarmigan) is the source of this 1631-nucleotide messenger RNA. RefSeq names its product cytotoxic T-lymphocyte associated protein 4 (gene CTLA4). Gene Ontology annotation, biological process: regulation of T cell proliferation; T cell receptor signaling pathway; negative regulation of regulatory T cell differentiation. Gene Ontology annotation, cellular component: external side of plasma membrane; membrane. The record is from RefSeq and is a predicted model, not a curated record. The transcript has 4 exons. The coding region runs from base 167 to 784 and encodes 205 amino acids. NCBI's taxonomy places the organism in Eukaryota, Metazoa, Chordata, Aves, Galliformes, Phasianidae.
UCACAGCUAUAUAAAUACACACUGACUCUGUGUGGGUUCAAACAUUUCGAAGAUUCAGUAUCCUGAAAGGUGUUACCUUUAUUCCAGUCCUGAGAGUUCCAGUUUGUCUUAAAGUCUGAAGGCAUCAGAUAUUUUCAGCUCCUACAGCAUCUGUCUCGGCGCAGGAAUGCUCUCAGCAUGGGUCACCGUGAGCUUUCUCUGCGCAGCCACUGCCACUGCCAAAGUAAUGGAAGUGACUCAGCCAGCAAUAGUACUGGCCAACAGGCAAGGAGUUGCCAGCUUGGUGUGUAACUACAAGCACAUUGGGAAUGCAAAGGAAAUUCGAGUGACUUUGCUCAAACAGACAGGUGACAAGUUCACUGAAAUCUGUGCUUCGACCUACACGAUGGAAUUUAAAAUGUUCAGUGUGGAAGAGGUUAUUCAGUGCCAUGUUAGCCCGGGCCGAAACAACGUGACCCUUACCCUCACAGGCCUGCAAGCUAAUGAUACUGGUCUUUAUGUCUGCAAGAUGGAGCGGAUGUACCCUCCACCAUACUUCAUGAACAAGGGAAACGGGACACAACUCUACGUGAUUGAUCCAGAACCUUGUCCAGACACUGCCAUAUAUCUCUGGGUAUUAGGAGCUACUGCCUCAGGAUUCUUUCUUUACAGCAUCAUCAUCUCAGCCAUUGUCGUGGGCAAAGCGAUCCAGAGAAGACGACGUCUCACGACUGGGGUCUAUGUGAAAAUGCCUUCUGAAAAGCUAGAGAAAAAAGUGAUUCCAUUUCACAUCACUGUUAACUGAAACAAGGAGAUGGAGUGUCUGUUUCCUAGCGGAAAGGAGAAUCUGCUAAUUGACUUAAGUCAAAGUAAUAAAAUGUAUUGUCUUAUUACAAAGGUGUACCGAAAAGAGAGAAAACAUUUGUAACUUCUAUAGUUUGGAGGAGAAUAAAUAGUUUAUGCAUUAAUAUUUCAAGGUUAAUCCUGUCACAUGUAAAUGGCUAUGUUAGGCCAUUGAUUUUUUGAGUUGUAUUGUACCAAUAUGUAGUUUAUAUAAAUAUACAUAUAUAUGUAUAGCAUUAAGAGAUAUUGCUGUUGAGUUGAACAUCUUAUUGUCACAUUGUGCCGUGUCUACUGAUCAAAUGAAAUCCAAACACUAUUACUGCAGAGGCUUUUGUAUCAUUGCAAAGUUAAUCCUACAGGUCUGAGGGGAAGAGGCAGAAGGGCACACUAAUGCACAAAGGAAUGUUGUCUUGUUUCCAUGCAGUGCUGUUUAUUGGUUCGAUUUCUUGUAUUAGUGCUCUGUGCUUCCACAAAGGCAUCACUGUAGGCUGGCACUGAUGAUACUGCUGCUCUAAAAGCCUGAUCUCAGCCUUUUUCUGGCACUGUGUCUCAGCAGUGCAGUACUGGAAUUAACACUGAUGAUAUCUGAGGCAGUGCUGACAGCACGGUUGGAGAGAAAGUCUGCCCAACAGCAGACCUCUGGGGCUCUUGCUGGGAGGAUAUUCCAGCUCUGCUGGAGCCUUGAGUUUUACAAAUGCUAAAUUAGCAUCUAUCCAAGAGGCAGAAAUAUGUUAUGUGUUUAACUGAGUCUAUUUUCCAUGAAAAUACAGACACUGUAUAAUCUUGUUUAUUAGUUAUGUACCAUUCAA